UGAUGGAUGAGCGUCACAACAAACAAGCGUGGCGUCGCUGCAGAUUUCCUCAAAUUUGCUAGUAACUAUCAUAUAUCAAAAUGCCCACUUGGAAUCAGAUUCAGCAGCAACUGAGACAUGCUAAUAAUCCUGUCGUGUUCUUUGAUAUAACUGUAGGACAGACGGAAAUUGGACGCAUGAUUAUGGAACUGUAUGCAGAUGUUUGUCCCAAGACGAGUGAAAAUUUCCGUCAAUUUUGCACUGGUGAAUACCGUAAAGAUGGAGUUCCAAUUGGCUACAAGGGGGCUUGCUUUCAUCGUGUCAUCAAAGACUUCAUGAUUCAAGGAGGUGACUUUAUGAGGGGUGAUGGAACAGGCACGCAGAGUAUAUAUGGCCCAAGCUUCCCUGAUGAAAAUUUCAUUCUCAAGCACGAUGGACCUGGAUUAUUGUCAUUGGCCAACAGUGGAAAGGACACAAAUGGUUGCCAGUUCUUCAUCACCUGCUCCAAAUGUGACUUUUUGGAUGGAAAGCAUGUGGUUUUUGGCAGAGUAAUUGAUGGCCUUUUAGUUAUGCGAAAAAUUGAAAAUGUUCCUACAGGACCAAAUAAUAAACCAAAAAUUCCUGUCAUUAUUUCUCAGUGUGGACAAAUGUGAUCUCUAUUUUAGUAUAACAAAAAUAAUUUAUUUAAAUUAAUGCAUUUAAACAGAAUUAGAUUUGGUUUAUUGGCAGUAGGGCAAUAUGUACAAUAUUCAUAUUACAAAGACAGAAUGAUACUAUACUUGAGGGCACACUUUAUACAGUAUGUAUAAUAUAAGCAAUACAAGGUAUGUUAAGUAAUAAUUUAUGAUGGAUGGAUUAUACUGUAUCAUAAUAUAAUUUGAAUGUUGCAAAAAUAUUUCCAUUCUUUUGAGUUCCUUAAUGCAUUUCCUUUCCUCAUACACGUACCAUCAGAUUAAUUAUAUUUUUGGUCAAUAAAUCAAGUAAAUCUU
Molecule: messenger RNA, 968 nt
Organism: Procambarus clarkii (red swamp crayfish)
Lineage: Eukaryota; Metazoa; Arthropoda; Malacostraca; Decapoda; Cambaridae
Product: peptidyl-prolyl cis-trans isomerase H
Biological process (GO): protein peptidyl-prolyl isomerization; protein folding
Cellular component (GO): intracellular membrane-bounded organelle
Molecular function (GO): peptidyl-prolyl cis-trans isomerase activity
Source: RefSeq, a predicted model, not a curated record